GCGCCCGUCAUGCCCAAGAAAUGAAAGUGAAAGCAAUACAAAAUAAAGUCAUGAGUGAUGUGUAAAGACGAAUGAAACUUCCACUCUAUAUUUUCAACUAAAAUGUCAUUACGUGGGUUUGGCAAUAGUUAUCUGGAAUAUGACGAGGAAGAGGAGGAGGAGGAGGAAGACAACUAUGAGCAGAGCACAUCUAGGGAAAGAAGGGAAGAAGGGAAAGAACUACAGAAACUGACCUUAGAUCAGUGCAAAGGGGGCAACUUCAACAGAUGACGCACAAUUGCUAUUCCUAUUUCGACAGCCAGGGGGAGCCACUUUGAGUGGCAGCUGUAUGAAGGACAGAGAUGGCUUAAUAUUGGCAAUGACCAUGUGAUCGAGACCCACUACUGCCAGCCUGGGGCCAAAGGAAUGAACAUCUACCCAUCACACAUGGGGCAGGUCUAUAUAGAUUUUGAUCAGAUUGAGGCUCAAAAUGCUGCCAUGGGUGUACGGCGACUCACGUUCCUACCUCAGGGUCAAAGUGAAGACAUCGGGUGGUACUUCAAACACAAUCUGAUAUGGCGUGAAUACGGUUCUUUGGGUCCAGGUCCGGGCUCGUCCUCAGUCAGUAGUGGUGAUGUGGAACGACAGUACAUCCUCAGACCUCAGGGGACCUUCCACUUCACUGUGGGGAGCACCAGCUACACGUUAGACUUCACAGCUAUGACACAGACCAAUUCAGCCACCCGGGUACAGAGAAAAGUCCGGCGGCGUCCAAAGUUCAACUCCAUCGUCUCAGGGAAUGGCAGCGUAUCCAUUGCCCAAUCAGCCCCCACCGUAAUUGCCUCACCACCUCCCUCUGCUGGCUACACCUGGGAAUUCAUGGGCGAGGAGGGAGUGUGGAUAGAAUACCAGACUCCAAGUUGCUCACUGGACAGUGCUGGGAUUGAGAGACACUACCAGAAGAACCCUAAGGGACAGAUACGCUUCAAAGCUGGGAGAUAUUCCUACACCCUCGACUUCUCAGGCAUGUGUCAGACCAACGUUCGCGUCGGGACCAAAAGAAUUGUGAGGAGAACUCAAUGUGAAGCUCAACAAACAAGCAGUGGAGGUAUGGGUUUACAGUCCCGUUGGCAGUUUCAAGACGUGGACGGAAGCUGGAAAGACUUUGCCAAAAGAAGCGGCACCUGCAGUGUAUCUAGCCAGGACAUUGAAGCCCAGUACCAGCAGAACCCAAAUGGAACUAUGAACUUCACUACCAGGGGAUUCAGCUAUCAACUGGACUUCUCCGCCCUGACCCAAAAAAACCUGUCCACUCAGACCACCCGAUCGGUUCGACGCCUGAACUAAUCACUGCCCACGACGACACUGUCCUCUGUCAGGGGCGAAGUGCAAUACCCUGGCAGUGGAGGCUGGUGGGAGGAGCUAUAGGAGGACAGGCUCAAUGUAAUGGCUGGAAUGGAAUAAAUGGAACGGUAUCAAACACAUGGAAACGUUUCACUCCGUUUCCUUUAUUCCAUUCCAGCCAUUGUACCCUGGGUGCAUCUCAAUUGUCUAGUGGCUUCCUCUCAACUCCAUUUCUUCGUGUGCACAGUGAAGACGAAGUCACUGUCCGGUAUUGAGAUGGAACCCCUUCCAUUCCACUUCCUCCUAAAAAUUACUUGUUUACGUAUGUAUUCAUGGGUUCCUGUUAUUUCUUCAACAUAGUGCAUAUACUUAAAAACCAAUAAUAUUAUUAGAAAAGUAGCUUCUGACUAUCUGCACAAUACUUUUUAAAAAAUGUGAUCUGUAAAAAGAACCCUUUCACUGCCAAUGGUACAAAAGGAACAAGCCUUUUGAGCAUGUUCUAGCAUGUACAUUUUCAUUGUCUUUAGUUUGAAUAAAGGUGAUUUUCAAGUA
Messenger RNA from Salmo salar (Atlantic salmon), 1875 nucleotides. The record is from RefSeq and is a predicted model, not a curated record. Lineage: Eukaryota; Metazoa; Chordata; Actinopteri; Salmoniformes; Salmonidae.